Molecule: messenger RNA, 764 nt
Organism: Lentinula edodes (shiitake mushroom)
Lineage: Eukaryota; Fungi; Basidiomycota; Agaricomycetes; Agaricales; Omphalotaceae
Exons: 2
Coding region: 93-383 (96 amino acids)
Source: RefSeq, a predicted model, not a curated record
CGGUACGCAGUCAUCCCGAGUUUUUCCCUUCUUUAUUUUGCCCUACAACAAUUUUUCGUUCCUUACUACUCGGUUUCUUCCCAUCCUUCACCAUGGUCCUCGGUCCCACUGCUCGCAUGCUCCUCCCUUAUUUGAAUUUUACCAUUGCCACUUCUGCGCUUGCCUUUCAAACAACUGUACUAUAUCCAUGGCACCACGAGCUCGACACUGCUUUUCAUACGCUGAGGGCCGAGCAACUCCAAGUUUUGAAGGAGUUUCAUGAAGUGAAAUUGGGAAGAAUCGAAGAACUCGAGCGGAGGCUGGAAUUAGCUUUGAGUGCGACAAAGAACGCUUCGGGAAUUACGGGAAACCAGGUGAGAUGGCUCAGAUGUCGUCCGGGUUAAGCUCAAUGGGGUUCUUAACAGAAACUCUCCUCAAAUGUUGCCCUUGCGUUUAACGAACUUACUUGAAUGUCUCCUUCUCAUUUCGCAUUCCGCCCCUUUUUCAUCUGUGAUAAUUGCUAAUUAUUGGGCGUAUCGUUGACCUUCAAAUACCUAGAACAAGCCAGAUGGAAGGCGAAGUUCCUAGACGCUUGACGGUCAUCAUCGAUAUUCUGAAGGACAUUGCAGCAGCGGUCUACGUAGACGAUAGAUCAUAGAUCAUAGACGGGACUCGCCAGCAUCGAAUAUUACAUACACCCUAUUGUCGAUAUUCACAUUAAUAUUCAUUCGAUUCUACGCAGUAUCACUCAUGCAAACUACAUCGAAGCUAAGUUCAUGACCCAG